This is a messenger RNA of Scomber scombrus (Atlantic mackerel), 1312 nucleotides long. RefSeq names its product RNA/RNP complex-1-interacting phosphatase-like. The coding region runs from base 119 to 1252 and encodes 377 amino acids. Gene Ontology annotation, biological process: protein dephosphorylation. Lineage: Eukaryota; Metazoa; Chordata; Actinopteri; Scombriformes; Scombridae. The transcript has 2 exons. Gene Ontology annotation, molecular function: polynucleotide 5'-phosphatase activity; protein tyrosine/serine/threonine phosphatase activity. The record is from RefSeq and is a predicted model, not a curated record.
UGAGCUCCAUGCCCGACUGUCUGAGCUCCAUGCCCGGCUGUGUGAGCUCCAUGCCCGACUGUCUGAGCUCCAUGCCCGGCCUACUGCUCUCCUUCAGCAGACGGUCUGAGCGUCUGAGAUGUCGGGUAAGAAGAAGAAUAAGAAGACCGGUGUUCCUGACCGGUGGCUGGACUACGCUCCUGUCGGCUGCAGGAUCCCAGGGACUCGAUUCAUCGCCUUCAAAGUGCCUUUAAAACCGUCUCUGAACUGUCUAGUCCCAGAGUCCGACUCCUUCGGUCUGUGGCAGCUGCUGGACUCGGUGCGGAGUCAGGACCAGGACUUGGGUCUGAUCAUCGACCUGACCUUCACCACUAGGUACUACCAACCGUCCGACAUCCCGCAGUCCUGCUGCUACGUUAAGAUCCGCACAGAGGGUCACCGCGUGCCCGCCGACGCCGACAUCCUGAGCUUCAAACGGGCUGUGACUCACUUCCUGGACCAGAACCACGACAACGAUAAGCUGAUCGGAGUCCACUGCACACACGGUCUGAACCGCACCGGGUACCUGGUCUGCAGGUACCUCAUCGACGUGGACGGGUUGGAACCUGCCGCCGCCGUGGAGCUCUUCAACGCCUGCAGGGGGCAUCGCAUCGAGAGGAAGAACUACCUGCUGGACCUGAAGCGAGGCGCCAAGAGGAGCAACGCCGGCAUCCAGCAGCCGGAGGAGGAGCCAAUCAGAGGGCUCGCUGUGAAGCCGCCGCCAGGACCGGCCCAGAGACCACCUUGCCCCGCCCAGCAAUCACCCUCAGGCUCCGCCCAGAGACCACCAGGCCCCGCCCAGAAAUCAGCGUCAGGCCCUGCCCAGAGACCACCAGGCCCCGCCCAGAGACCACCAGGCCCCGCCCAGAGACCGCCAGGCCCUGCCCAGAGACCGCCAGGCCCUGCCCAGAGACCACCAGGCCCUGCUCAGAGACCGCCAGGCCCUGCCCAGAGACCACCAGGCCCCGCCCAGAGACCACCAGGCCCUGCCCAGAAAUCACCGCUAGGCCCCGCCCAGAGACCAUCAGCCCCCGCCCAGAUACCACCAGGCCCCGCCCCCGCAAAGACACCACCUGACACCUCAAAGGAGUCGUUGACACCAGGUGAGAAUCGACCACCUGGUAACCGCCGUCGCCGUGGAGCUCGGCAUCGUCGGGGCAACAAGCCUCAGCAGGGCAGCCUACCACCUGCCCCCCCACUGCCCGCCUACCAGUGGAGCCCCGCCCCCUCAUGAUGCCCCUCUGCGGUUACCAUGGUAACUGCAGGCAUGGUUUGAGCUCCAGCUGAUGUUUCU